AUGGAAGUCAAUAAACCUGAGGUCCACUUGCUAAACGUGAGAACGUUUUUCGUUCUUACAAAGAUGCUCGAUGAUGAACCUGGGCAGUCUUCCAUCGAUGAGGGCAACCACCUGGUACUUGUGAAGUGCCAAUUCACCGACAAAGGAGAGGACGGAGAAGUUCCAGAACACUUCGUGGAUCCCUGGCAGUGGAACAAUCUGUUGAGGAGGUUUACGCGGGCACCAGUCCCUGUUGGACUCGAAAACGGAAAACAGCAAAACCAAAUGUUGAAUGGGAUAAGAACAGCGAAACAAGGUCGUCGGUAUGGAGUUGCGGGCCGCAAAGGGCAGCAAUUUUUCGUAGGGCAUCUGCAAGCCACCGAUUACAGCCCGCCUCGCCCCGCAAAAUUCCGGACGAGCUUUGGCAGGGCGAGAAUCGGCAGGAACCUGGAACACUGGGGCGAUUAG
Paracoccidioides lutzii Pb01 is the source of this 447-nucleotide messenger RNA. RefSeq lists its product as hypothetical. The record is from RefSeq and is a predicted model, not a curated record. The transcript is spliced from 5 exons. The coding region runs from base 1 to 447 and encodes 148 amino acids.